Messenger RNA from Pyrus x bretschneideri (Chinese white pear), 3226 nucleotides. Its product is annotated as formin-like protein 2. Bases 246 to 2978 code for a protein of 910 amino acids. NCBI's taxonomy places the organism in Eukaryota, Viridiplantae, Streptophyta, Magnoliopsida, Rosales, Rosaceae. Gene Ontology annotation, molecular function: actin filament binding. The record is from RefSeq and is a predicted model, not a curated record. The transcript has 4 exons. Gene Ontology annotation, biological process: actin cytoskeleton organization; actin nucleation.
UUGUUCAUAGGUGAAAACUAAAAGGAGUAGAAGGUCACUGUAAUGGCCUGAAAUCUGCUACAACUACCAUUCUUUUUUGUUUCUUCUACUCACACCACCACCGCCAUCACCACCACCACCAUGUAGACUCUUUUCCUCUCUCUUACUCUUCUCUCUCUAGCUUGCUCUCUCUCUCUCUCUCUCUCUCUCUCUUUCUCUCUGAACACAAACAAGUACAUUCUUUUCCUACAACAAAGCACAGCACAAUGCCAGCCCUCAAUCCGCUGAUGAUCCUCUUGCUCACGACUGUCUACUUCUUCACCACCGCCACUUGUUACCACCACAACCGCCACCUCCUCCACCAGCCCCUUUUCCCCUCUGAGUCCUCCCCUCCAACCCAACCCCCAUCCUCCUCUCCCCAAUCCCAGUCCACCCCAAUUCCCAAACUACCCUUCUCCUCCUCCUCCUCAACCCCUCCCCAAAAACCUUUCUUUCCCUCCUCCUCCCGCUCUCAUUCCCCACUGCCCCCUCCCUCCCCAACUUCCCUCACCUCCUUCCCCGCCAACAUUUCCUCUAUCCUCUUUCCCAGAACCUCCUCCUCCUCCUCCUCCUCCCACCGCCACGUCAUCGCCAUCGCCGUCUCUGUUUCUAUCACUGCCUUCAUCAUCAUCGCCUCCGCCGCCGCAUUUCUGUACUACCGUCGAAGCCGGCAGCUUAACCCCACCUUAUCCGACGAUAAGGCCUCCAGACCCGACAGUCUGCGUCUGUUCCCGCCAAACACCGCCUCCUCCGACGCGGUUCACAAGCAUUGUAGUAGUACGCCCAAUACCAGCAAAGAGUUCCUCUACCUCGGCACCUUAGUUAGUCCCCGAGGAACUGACGAAGAAAACGCCGCGAACACGAGCAAUGCGGGCUUGACGUUCGGGGGGUCGAGCCAUUCUGCCUCGCCACCGUAUCAGAAACUGGGCUCGCCGGAGCUGCAGCCGCUUCCACCACUUCCCAAGCACAAUUUCAGACGGAGCUUCAAGAAUUCCCAACUGGGUUCCGACGACGAAGAGGAGUUCUUUUCUCCCAGAGGAUCUUCCGCGAGUCCCAAACAUGGUGGCGGAAGAAUAACAAGCUCCGACAGAGUGUUGAAGGCCGUCGAUGGCGUCAACUUCGGAAGCAGAAGCUUCAAUUCGAGAACUGCAUCAUACCCAUGUUCGAAAUCUGCUUCCCCAGCAAGUUCUGGGUCUCGCACGGUCUCGCCAGCGUUGAAUAUGAGCCCCAUAAGCUUGAAAUCGAAGUCGCCGGACUCAGUAAUCAACUUCCCAGCUCCAUGGCGGCCUCCUCAGAUACCGGUAUCAUCGUCCCCAUCAUUAUCCUCGUCGUCCUCAAGAAAAUCUGACCUUUUCGGGCUGAAGAAUCACUCUCCGGAGAGAAAUAAAAGUUUUGUUCCGAUCAGACUUUCUCCUCCGCCUCCUCCGCCGCCACCCCCGAGGUUUUGGGAAGCUCCAGUUGGUCGAACUCCGAACACAGGGCCACCGGUUCUUAUCACGCCUUCCCGGCCUGCUGUGGUUCAAACUUCGGCACCCAUUUUGGCGGGUGAAAGUUCAGAGAGCAAUGAGAUGGUGGAAAAGAAUGAGGAGACUCCAACAAAACCAAAGCUGAAACCUUUACAUUGGGAUAAAGUUAGGGCCAGCUCAGACCACGCCAUGGUGUGGGAUCGCUUGAAAUCCAGCUCUUUUCAGCUGAAUGAGGAGAUGAUUGAGACAUUGUUCGUGGUAAACAAUUCGGGUUUGGCACCAAAUGACAAUGUCCGGCGACAGAUUCUGCCCUCUGUGGAUCAGGAGAACCGCGUGCUUGAUCCGAAGAAGUCUCAGAACAUUGCAAUUUUGUUGAGGGCACUUAACGUUACCCUUGAUGAAGUCUGUGAGGCGCUUUUGGAAGGUAAUUCUGAUGGACUUGGGACAGAACUGCUUGAAAGUCUAUUAAAGAUGGCUCCGACCAAAGAGGAAGAACGGAAACUAAGAGAGUUCAAAGAUGAAUCGCCGUUUAAGCUUGGCCCAGCCGAGAAAUUUCUGAAGGCGGUGCUCGAUAUACCUUUCGCGUUUAAGAGGGUGGAUGCAAUGCUCUACAUUGCCAAUUUUGAUUCAGAAGUUGAUUAUCUCAAAAGGUCUUUUGAGACUCUGGAGGCAGCUUGCGAAGAAUUGAGGAACAGCAGAAUGUUCCUCAAGCUUCUUGAAGCAGUGCUCAAAACUGGGAACCGCAUGAAUGUUGGCACUAACCGUGGCGAUGCCCAUGCCUUCAAGCUAGACACACUUCUCAAGCUUGUAGAUGUGAAGGGAACAGAUGGGAAAACCACUCUGUUACAUUUUGUUGUGCAGGAAAUCAUCAGAGCUGAAGGUUCGCGUCUCUCUGGCAUGAAUCAGAAUCGAACAACCGAGGAUAGUCAACAAUCUUCUUUCCGGGAUGAUGUUGAGUUUAGGAAGCUUGGCCUGCAAGUUGUUUCAGGAUUGAGUGGGGAGCUCACCAGUGUAAAGAAGGCUGCUGCUAUGGAUUCAGAUGUUCUUAGCAAUGAAGUUGCGAAAAUUGCUGGUGGAAUUACAAAAAUAGCAGAAGUAGUAAAAUUAAUUGAAGGAAGUGCAUCGAAGGAGAGUAGCCAGAAAUUCUUCGAUUCCAUGAGUGGGUUCUUGAACAAGGCUGGGGAAGAGAUUGUAAGGAUUCAAGCUCAAGAGAAAGUUGCAUUCUCUAUGGUAAAGGAAUUAACAGAAUAUUUCCAUGGGAGCUCAGUUAGGGAAGAAGCUCAUCCCUUCCGAAUUUUCACGGUGGUGAGAGAUUUUCUUUCUAUUCUAGAUCAGGUGUGCAAGGUGGUUGGAAAAGUUAAUGAAAGAACUAUCGUUGGGUCAGCAUGUCAGUUCCCCAGGGUUCUGAAUGCAACCCUUCCACCGGUUUUUCCAGGACUCAGUGCAAAGCAGCAUGAUGGUUACUUGGAUGAUGAAACCGCGAUCUCGACUUAGUGCUUGAGUUUAUGUUGUAUGGAUGGGAUGAGCAUCUGGCUGGAGCUUUUGAUGAAUUGGUUACCUUUUUAGGUUCAGCACCCUUCCUUGUACUUAUAUAUAAAAUAUACACACAAGAUUUUGGAAUUGUUCCAUCUUGUGUAAUAUAUAGGGGGAAUUAGAUCAGAAGAUAAUAAGUUGUAGUAGAACAAUAUUUUGGUCUGAUGUAUAAAUUUUAUUAGUUAUAUUUAAAGCUUCUGGUUCAGUAA